This is a messenger RNA of Microbotryum saponariae, 4173 nucleotides long. The record is from the annotation of a GenBank genome assembly. NCBI's taxonomy places the organism in Eukaryota, Fungi, Basidiomycota, Microbotryomycetes, Microbotryales, Microbotryaceae.
AUGGCCACCAGCAUCGACCAACUCGCCGCCCUCGUACGAUCCUACUCGGUCGAGGACGACCCCUCGGCUUCAACAAUACCGACUCGGAUUGCUGAUGGUCAGUCGGGAUAGUGCGCCUCGCCUGCACGCUGCACUCGCUCGACCUGGAGCUCACUGGGCCGUUCUCGCGCGCUCCUUCCUCAACACACAGGUCUCGAUCGACAGCAGUACAAGCUGAUCGAGCUUGUCAAGUCGCUUCGGGAGCUACUCAUCGCAGAGCACGAUCAAACCCGAGCCAAAGGUCAGCUCAUGCAGCCCGUGCGAACGCAGCUGGCGAUGGAGCAGCCCACGAGAAACGAAACAGCGUCAGGACAACAAUGCUCAUCCGAUUACCUGUUCGCACCAGGUGUCUCGCUCUUGUCUCGAGUCGUCGCUGAGAUUGACCGUUCCCAGCUGGAUCGACAGAGCAGUCAGUCUUCGCACUCGUCGACCACCCCCACCUCCGCCCGCUCUCGGCGCUGACCAGUGUGCGGCCAUCUAUCCCUCACAGCCAACACCUUGACCACCUUCUUUGCCGACAAACUAUCCGACAAGCCUCUGCUGCUCUCCUGCGCAUCCGCUCUGGCCGCACUGACCGAAUCGCCGACGUUCGGCACUGGCGAAGGUGUUCAAGUCGCUCGAGCGUCAGCUGCAGCACCCGCACCCGCCUCGAUACUUGGGCAUUGACUUGGCAACUGACCCUACGCCCACUUCAUCCCUCAGACUGUUCGCCUCGAUCGACCUGCAGACGUACCCGCAGGCGUCCCGCUUCGUCGUCUACCAGCUCGUCGAUGCGCUCAUGUCCCGCUCCCGACCGGCGCUCAAGCGACUCGGUCGCGAGUUCAUCAAGGGCUACAGUCGGAUGGUCGAGGGCGAAAAGGACCCGAGAAACCUCAUGCUCAGCUUCAACCUCAUCAGGGUCAUCCUGCUCGAGUUUGACCUCACUGGCAGCAUCGAGGUGGGUUUCCGGCAGUUCAAGUUUGGAACGAGUCGUCGGCGCCUCGCUAACAUCUUCAUUCACCUCACAGGACCUUUUCGACGUCACAUUCUGCUACUUCCCCAUCACCUUCAACCCACCCAAAGAUGAUCCGUAUGGCAUCACGAGCGAAGAUCUGAUAGUUGCACUGAGGUCAGUCGCAAGUGCUCUCUCAACUCCGAAUGGAGUGAUUUAUCAUCAAAGAUUGCCUUGCUUCCAAAGGCACUGCUUAUCAGCAACACCGUACUUUGGCAAACUUGCGCUCCCUCUGUUCCUCGACAAGAUGCAAGCUGCGAGUGAAAAGGCCAAGGUGGGUUCAGGCUGACGUUUCGGCUCCGAUGAUCGUUUUGGCUGACCCCUCCAUGAGCCCCAUCUCCAUCAGCGACAAACGCUGCAAGCUCUCAUCACCUGCUUCCCUAUCUACGGAGCCGCUGUGUGUGGCGAAUGGGCGGGUCGUUUCUCGGAGGCUCUCAGCAUCGAGGUCAGUCCGAUUAGCACACGUUGGUUGCCCAGGGUCCGAGUAUUUACUUGUCCCGGUUCGACAGGUGUUCCACGCGACGGACUCGAGCAUGAUGAAGUUAGCACUGGAGUGCCUUCGCGCACUUUAUUCGACACUUUACCCCGACACUUCCCCCGUCUCGAUCACGACCACCACACUACAAUCCGACGAAAAGGAUGGUGAUGCCGAGAUGCCAGCCGCCGAUGCCGACGAAAUUACGAAAUCGGCGCCGGCGCCGACAGGAGUAGAAGGUAUUGCCAUCAAGGUCGUACAAAACUCGCUCGACGAGCUCAGAGAGCCGGACAAGAGCAAUGCCAAGCCCGCGGUCAAGAUCCUCAACGCGCUCAUCUGCAGCUCCGAUCGACUUGCCGCAUACGUGCUCUCCGUCACCGUCCCACAACUACUGAACCUCUACAAGGACCCGGACGAAAUCGCUCUGCGAGCACCGACACUGGCUUGUCUUGCAGAUCUCUUGUCCUCACUUUCACCUCUCGAGACGCCUGCGCCUCUCAUCUCGACCGCACCGGCCGAUGCUCCCAUCUCGUUCCCUCCUCCGACUUUGCCCCAUGCCGAAGGCGCCUCGCCUCUCGAGCCCUUCCGAGAUGAGCUUUUGUCGGUCCUGACGUCGGGGUCUCGGUCAGCCUCGUCGAGAGCCCCUGCUAUGGACGGUCUGGUUCGACUCGUCCGAGUUCCAGAGUUUCUCGCCCCACCUGAGGUCGAGUACUGCAUCUCGGCGAUCGACGACGUCUUGAUCGGUGGAGCCGACGCCGAGUCAUCCUCGUCCUUCACAGAGGACGACUAUGAGAAUGCGCUCGACGGCCUCGUCCUCCUCGCUGCACUGCAUCCUCGAACGGUCGAGUCGUCGACGUUGCCCAAGCUGUUUGAGCGGUUACCGACAAGCGCUGAAACCGUUCCAUUCCACAAGAGUCUCGAAUCGACACGGUACCGAAAAGCCCUCGAAGCUCUGGCCGCUUUGUGCGCCAUGCAUCCUGACCUCUUCGAGAUCCUCUCGUUGAGACUACUGGCACGACUUGAAGGCAUCAUCUCGACGCCGACACCGGAGGUCACGCCUUCGGUCCUCUUGUAUGCGCACCAUCUCCUCACGACCCUCAAAGCCGUGCUCAAGACCAAAGUCGAGCGAGAAGAUGACGACGUCGUCAAAUAUAUUGAAAAAUUUGCCCCGCGGUUACUCGGCUUGUUCAUCCUUCCAACUGUUGGACCCUCGAGCGGGUUGAACGGUAUCGUCACGGACGUACGGCUGUUGCACGACGUGGCGGCGAUCAUCACCGUUAUCGUUCAACGAUUGGAUGCGGGUCGGCAGACUCGAUUCGCCGCGGACGUUUCAGCUGCAUUCCACUCGGGUCAGCUCGAGGCGCUCUUGGGCGAGAGCGUCAAAUCUGCACCGACGAAAGUCGCGUUCGACCCUCUCGGUAACGGACCCACAGCUCAACGAAACUUGAUUUUGCUGUACACCGCCUCGCUCGUACCUAUUCGACCGGCGGUCAAGCUGUCCCCGGAGCAAGACAUCAAUGACCUCGUCCGAGGCACCCUUCGACGAUCCGUCCAAGCAGAGGAUGAGAUUCAACGAAUCGCGAACUUGCAUCUCCUCGGAUCACUCGUCAACAAACGAGCACCCGAACUCGUUCCUUGCUUUGAGAAGGACCUGUCCACGUUCUGGACCGACAAUAUCGAAGGGGGGCCAGCGUCGACUCGAGUGAUCGCUUUACGUGCGUGGUUGUGGAUCGCGAAAGGUUUGAUCGUGCGAUCGGAGCAAAGGGGUUAUGAUAUGGUCUCGAAAAUCGUGGGCUUGUUCGAUGAUGAGGUGUUGGGGAAUGCGGCGGCGCAGGCUCUAGGCGUCAUCGCGGACGAGAGCGAUCAGGUCUUAUCCAAGGACAACUUUGCUGUGCUUCGGGUGAGUGUCCCCUCGGUGCAGGGUUUGGACGUGGUCCCGGGGCGUGUUGAACUGAUAAUCUUGUUGUGUCGCUACGUGCUCAGCUGCUGUACAAGCAACGCUUCUGCUCGUUCGUACUCCCCAAAAUUGUGGCGGGACAUGACGAAGCGUCGGGCAACCCGAGCGUCUUGGCCGUUCGUCUCGUCGCGCUCUCUGGCCUGCUCAACCACAUCCCAAAACAAUUGACGCUCACUGAACUGCCUCGGGUGAGUCUGAUUAGCCAUCCAACACGAGUCGAGUUCAUUCUCUCAGUGCUGAUAUAUCGUCCACCUCACGCAGCUCUUACCACUCCUCAUCUCGGCCCUCGACCUCCCUGACCCCCUUUUACGAGCCAACGUCAUCGACUCGUUGAAGACGCUGACGUUGGAAGAGACGUUGUCCGAGACGCUCGAGCUGAACAUUCCUUCCAUCGUAAAUAAGCUCAUCAAAUCACUCGCGAAUGAAAUUGGGUCCUCAAAAGAGUUGAUCGUUAGUUCGAAAACUGGCGGACCCUAGGCUACGGUCUUGACAGCAUAACGCUGAUGAAUCUCACCUUUCCGCCUUCAGACAUUGAGGUCCUCGUGCCUCUCCUUCCUCCAAGUCCUCCCCGCCCAAGUCCCCUACCACGUCCUCCACCCGCAAAAACCGAUGGUGCUCAAGCAGUUGGCGCAAAGCGUUGACGACCCCAAGAAGCAGGUCAGGAAACUCGCCGUCGAUUGUAGAAGCGCGUGGUUCACUUAUGCCGGGUAA